Medioppia subpectinata is the source of this 2109-nucleotide messenger RNA. NCBI's taxonomy places the organism in Eukaryota, Metazoa, Arthropoda, Arachnida, Sarcoptiformes, Oppiidae. The record is from the annotation of a GenBank genome assembly.
AUGAUGACCAACGCCUCGUAUCAGAGUUUUGCGGAGAUCGGCGACGACGCCAACCACGUUAUGAUACAUAUGCUGCCCAACGAUGGCCGCCAUGGGUUGCGAUCGUGGCAGCGAUACAUUCAUGAUUUGGACGACUUCUUCGCCAAAGUGUAUAAAUACCAUCAAAAGUCUGGCUUCGCGUGUAUUGUUAUCAGCAAUAUCUUAGAACUCAUUCAAAUACUAUUCAUUAUAAUAUUCACAAUAUUUUUAUACCAUUGCAUUGAUUACGAUAUACUGUUUAAGAACAAACUGCCUGACGGUGGCAGCAACACCAGUAAAGUGACCAUCAGUGAUGUGCUCAUACCUUACCAUUUAAUGACGUUCAGUCUGACAGAAGUAUGUCUCAUAAUAAUGGCCCUAUUGUUUUGGUUCUUUAAGCUGUUCCGCGCUAUACGAUCGGCAUUUAUCAAUCACGCCAUCAAAUCGUUUUACAGCGAAGCCCUUCAUGUAAGCGACUCAACGCUCUUCACGUGGCAGGACAUCCAAAGCCGACUAAUUCAAGCACAACACGUCUGUCUCCUACAAGACGGACAACUCAAUGAGUUAGUCAUCUAUAAUCGUCUCCUCCGUCACCACAACUAUAUGAUAGCUUUGGUCAACAAAGGCUUACUUCCGAUUCACUAUAAGGUGCCCUUCAUUGGAGAACUCAUAUAUUUGAGUAAAGGAUUGCAAUGGAAUUUCAAGCACUUGUUAUUCAACACCUCUGUAUUUGAGAACAAUUAUAAGUUGAAUAGCGAUGUGAAGAGCGCCAGCAAUCGGUUGUUGUGCGCCCAACAGUUUGAAAGAGAUUGUCUCAAAUAUGCUUUCGUUAACUUACUCUUCUGUCCGGUGGUUGCCUUUUGGCAGUUGUUAUACAUUAUCUAUACUUAUGCUGAAGCGGUUAAACGCGACCCAUCCAUGGCAUUGGGUUCCAGGGGUUGGUCUUUGUAUGCGAAAUGGUUUUGCAGACAUUUCAAUGAAUUAGACCAUCAGUUAGACGAACGACUCAACAGCGGCUACAAAGCGGGCACAAAAUACAUGAACUCAUUCACGUCACCCAUACUUGAAGUGUUGGCCAAAUUUGUUUCAUUCAUCGCCGGAACCAUUGUUUCGGUUCUCAUUAUUCUAACCGUUUAUGACGAGGACGUGAUGACCGUCGAGCACGUGAUCACUAUUGUCACACUAUUGGGCGCUCUCAUAGCCAUGUCUCGGGCAUUCAUAUCAUCUGAAAUCCCCUCACGUUAUACUCACGCAGAACUAAACGCCAAAGUUUUGGAGCACAUCCACUACAAGCCUCACGGAUACGCUCCCUAUACGAGUCAAGCGCGGAAUGCAAUGUCUAAUGUUUUCCAGUAUAAAAUCGUCGGCAUUUUAGAAGAAUUGAUUAGUCCUUUGGCGACGCCUUAUAUCCUAUUCCGACACCUGAGGCCCCGAGCGCUUGAAAUUAUCGAUUUCUUCCAUAACUAUACGGUUGAGAUCACAGGAACGGGUGAUGUUUGCACUUUUGCUAUGAUGAACAUCAGAGAGAAUGGCAAUCCUCUCUGGAAACCUAAUGUGUCCAGUCUUUCAGCAAACGAUCAAAAGGGCAUUAAAGUGGAUGACAUCGUGACGGAUAUACCGCCGCUCUCUACCAGAGCCACAGAAAAUGGCAAAUUAGAGUUAAGCCUAAUUCACUUCAAACUAACGAAUCCUAAUUGGAGUCCAAACAACGACUCGCAGAAGAAGUUUAUCGAUAAUAUCAAAUCGAAUUGCGCUCCCAAUGAAAGUCAAAUGAUGGGCAGAAGUGGUCUCAACUCUAGUCUCCGAUUGAGUUCAGUGACGGACGGCAAUACUCCGCCGCCCUCUGACUCCAGUUCUAGCAAUAAAGAGCACGACAUCGAAACCAAUGCCUAUCGUAACGAAAGGGAGCGUCUGUUGAACGCCAUCUCAAACAGUGUGACAGAACGCGAGGAACGGGCGGCUGCCAUGUCUUUGAGCUCAUUAUUCUUACACCAGUUUGCGUCCAAUAGUAUUAAUAGAUCGCGAGCCGAACAGACAGAGUCACACCCACUCCUACCAUCCCAUCCACACACCGAUACUUCUGGCCAUUAA